Molecule: messenger RNA, 1305 nt
Organism: Trypanosoma grayi
Lineage: Eukaryota; Euglenozoa; Kinetoplastea; Trypanosomatida; Trypanosomatidae
Product: MYND zinc finger (ZnF) domain-like protein
Exons: 1
Coding region: 1-1305 (434 amino acids)
Source: RefSeq, a predicted model, not a curated record
AUGCCCUCACACAAGAGCAAGAACAGCGGCAGUGGCGCCCCUCCGCCGCCGCCGCCGCCGCGGCCGGACCCCGUCACACUCGAGCAGAUCUACGCUGGCCUCACGGCCGCGGAUGUGGCGAUGGAAGAGCGCGCGUACUUCCUCGUCGCGCUGAGCACGGUCGCCUUCCACCCGAGCGUCAAGCUGUUCCUCUUUGAGCACACACCGCUGCAUGUGCCCGUGGCGAACAGCAGCAGCAGCAGCAGCGAUGCGGGGGUUUCGGGGGUUGCGGCAGAGAACACACGCCGGCGCGAGGCGGUGCUGAAGAACAUCGCAUUCUUCCUUGCGCAGCGCAACAGUGCGGUGGCACAGGAGUGCCGCUGGGAGACCGUCGCGCUGCUCGGCGAGUUGUGCCGCCUCGAAAGCCUCAACCCGCUGCGUCCAGGCGGUGGCGGUGGCAGCAGCAGCAGCGUCAUGUCCCCUCAGCAGGAGGUGGUGCAGAAGAUAAAUCACUACGCCCGUGCCAACCUGGAGUUCCUCACGUUACUGCCGUGGUUUGUGCCGGCGGUGCGGGAGCUUAUUGGCGAAGAUGCCGGUAAUGCCACUACAUCGGAACCGUCCUCGUCGUCUGCCGUGCGUCGAGCGGCGCGGCGAAGCGCAGGCGCCGGUAGCGGAGAGCCUGACAGCAAUGGCGUGUACGAGACGGAUGAGGACGUGCGCAUCGCGUUGAAGGACAUUCUGGCGGCACUGCCGGAAGUCCAGCGGGAUGGUAGUAGUGGCGGUGGCGACGACGGCGCUGCUGCUGCUGCACCGACGGUGGCGUGGUCGGCUGAGCGUCUGGAUCAGGCGCAUGACUUGAUGUUCCUUGAUGCCUCGACAACAAUGCUGCACCUCAUCCCGCUUGUGUCACGCAGCAGCCAUACGCAAUGUGCCCACUGUGAGAAGCGCUGCAGCGACAAGAGUAAUAACGGUGGCAGCCUCCUUCGCUGCGGUAGCUGCAAGGCGGUCUACUACUGCGACGCCACGUGUCAGCGGGCGCACUGGGCAUCUGCCCACCGUACACCGUGCAAGUGCUACAAGCAGCUUGUCGACGACAUUCAGGCGGAAUACGAGGCACUGAACAAGAAGCAGGGCGGCGGCGGCGGCAGCAGCAGAAAGAAGAAGCAGCAGCAGCAGCAGCAGAACACGGUGACGGUGUUAGAGGUGCCGCUUGAGCCGAGUCUCUUCUACGCGACACGGCGGUAUUUGUACGACCACCGCGACGCCUCAUUCUCAGAUGUGUCGUUUAUGGAUUACUUCAUGAAGUACACCGUGCGUGGGAGCUGA